Sciurus carolinensis (gray squirrel) is the source of this 3641-nucleotide messenger RNA. It is a transcript of the gene Ado, whose product is annotated as 2-aminoethanethiol dioxygenase. Gene Ontology annotation, molecular function: oxidoreductase activity, acting on single donors with incorporation of molecular oxygen, incorporation of two atoms of oxygen. Bases 304 to 1116 code for a protein of 270 amino acids. The transcript has a single exon. Lineage: Eukaryota; Metazoa; Chordata; Mammalia; Rodentia; Sciuridae. The record is from RefSeq and is a predicted model, not a curated record. Gene Ontology annotation, cellular component: mitochondrion.
AGCGCCAGGCGAAAGGCAAAGCCUGGCCCAGUCGCACCGCCGAUACCUGCUCCAGAGCGUGAGUGCGGGCUGCCCGCCUUGCGCGUGCGCGCUGGGAGGGAGUACGAGGCGAGCGCGCCGGGCCGUUGCGGGCGCGUGACUGACGAGGUUGGCGGCGGCCGGCGCGCCGCGCGCCGGACGGGCCGAUAGUUGCGGGGCCUCCCGCCUCGCCCUGGGCUGCUAGCAACCGUGGCGGCCGCUGCGGACCGCAAGGGGCGGAGGAAAGGCGGGGGCCGGUCCCGGCAAACGGAGGAACGGCCGAGCAUGCCCCGAGACAACAUGGCUUCUCUGAUCCAACGGAUCGCCCGCCAGGCGUGCCUCACCUUCCGGGGCAGCGGAGGCGGCCGCCCCGCUUCCGACCUUGGAGCGGCGUCUGGCCCCGAGGCACCGAUGCCUCCUGGCUUCCUCGAAAACCUGAGCAAGCUGAAGAGCCUGCUGACCCAGGUCCGUGCGGAGGACCUCAACAUCGCCCCGCGUAAGGCCACCCUGCAACCGCUGUCGCCCAACCUGCCGCCGGUCACCUACAUGCAUAUCUACGAGACGGACGGCUUCAGCCUCGGCGUGUUCCUGCUCAAGAGCGGAACGUCCAUCCCGCUACACGACCAUCCUGGUAUGCACGGUAUGCUCAAGGUGCUCUACGGCACCGUGCGCAUCAGCUGCAUGGACAAACUGGAGGCGGGCGGCGGACAGCGACCGCGGGUCCUACCGCCAGAGCAGCAGUUCGAGCCGCCGCUGCAGGCCCGCGAGCGGGAGGCGGUUCGGCCCGGAGUACUGCGCUCUCGGGCCGAGUACACCGAGGCCAGCGGCCCCUGCGUCCUCACGCCGCACCGGGACAACCUGCACCAGAUCGACGCGGUGGACGGGCCCGCAGCCUUUCUGGACAUCCUGGCCCCGCCCUACGACCCGGACGACGGCCGUGACUGCCACUAUUACCGGGUGCUGGAACCUGUCAGGUCUAAGGAGGCCUCUGGCUCCGCCAGUGACCUGCCCCGAGAGGUGUGGCUCCUGGAGACCCCGCAGGCUGAUGACUUCUGGUGCGAGGGAGAGCCCUAUCCAGGUCCCAAGGUCUUCCCUUAAAGCAGACGGCCGCCCGGAGCGUUGGGCAGAAGAGGUGCCCUACCCUUAUCAGCCUGGCUGGCUGUGACCCACCACCACAAGGGCUCUCUCUCUUUGUCCCCAGCCUGGGUGUUGGAUUACUGGUGUGAGCAGCAGCCGCUUCCUCUGCAGCUUGGGAAGCAGGGGCAACUGGACCACAGCCACCCGGCACGGUUAUGGGGGCGGAGAGGGCGGGAGGCUAGAUUUCUUGGUAUUGUCAUUACCACCAGGGCUUUGAUUUGUGGGAGUGGGCAGGGGACUGAAGCGCUUCCAUCCUAGAGCCAUAAUGAAAAUAUUCUUCGUCCGUAACCCAGUCUAUACAAAAUACACUAAAUGAUUUUCUUAAUCCCACCGUUCGGUGAAUAGAAUUUGUUUUCCACUGCUGCCCUUGUGACCUUUUGCUCCUCAUAGUUUUAACUUACUGACUGCAUGACCCAAUGGUUUGAAUUGUUUGUAGUUCAAAUCAUUGGUACAAACGAUGUACUAAGAGUUGAGCUACUUUUCAAGUGAGUUGUCUUGCCUAAUUAAUUCCCUGUAAAAAGUAAAUCGUCUUUUCAGAAUUUGGGUAUCACUGUCAAAACAACUAUGCAUGUCAAGGACAAUUAAUUUUCUUUCUUCCACUUGCCCAGUAACCACAUCUGGUCUACUCAGGCAGCAUAUCUCAGUGAGAGCUGGUCACUUAGGGCUCAUCUUCCCCCAUGAAUCUCCAGAUCUGUGAGUUGAGCAGAUCUCUUGUUGCAGAUUUACCUUAAAUGCAAAGACCAUGUUAUCCUCAAGUGACUUUUUUCUUGUCUCAAUGUACUUUAAGAGAUGGUAGUGUAAUCCUGUGUUUUCUAACCGGAAGAUUCAGAGAACCUGAAUCUGUUAUGCUUCCAAACAACUGAAUGUAAAACAUCUCUAACCAACUGUUGAAUUCCAUACCCCUGUUUAUUUUCAAUAUCUUCCUGUAAAAGUAGACGAAUACUGUGUUGAUAACUGUUUCACAUUCUCCCAGGAACUCUACUGUUCCAGAGGGCUGUGGUUCUAGCUGCAUUGCUGGCAGUGUUGUCUCAGCCCUUACCCUCAAAUAAUAGCGUGAACUUGUUUCAUCUGAUGUGGAAGAGUUAGAAAGCAUAGAUGAUCUACUAGCCAUUUAGGGCACCAAAACUUGGGAUGAAAUAUUUCCUGCUCCCAACUCUUGAUAUGAACAGUUGUGCUAUCUGUAGUUUUAUUUUUGUCCUUUUCGUAGGCAGAGCAACUUUACCUUAUUUACAGAUGUAUUAACACCAUUUAUUUCAGGCCAUGGAGCACUGUUUCCCUCUUUUUACUAUUUAUAGGAUUCUUUUUUUCACAAAACUUUUCGUAAAAACAAACUGUAGAAAUAAACACAUUAAAAUUUGCCCAGCUGUCGUGUAAGCCCUCUUGAUUGACUUGCCCAUGUGGCAGUAGAGUUCUAAUAUUUGUAAUAAAGGGAUUUACUACUAUUAGUGGAAAGUGUGUGUUACCCCUAUAGGGGAACAAUAUGUGCCUUUCCCGCUUGAUGCAUACUAGUUUACAGAGACCCACAGGAAGAAGUAUUUGUUCCCAAUUUUUAAAAAAGUAUGAAAAAGCAAAUUCUUGAUAAGUGAUUUUCUUUCCCCUUAAACAGAAAAAAUGUAACAAACACCACAUGCCACUAAAAACCUGUUGUAAAACCUGACACAGGUGUAAUACCAAGCAUUUCCUCCAGGGUUGCUAAAAUUACCUUACUGUAGUUCUUGAGGUGAUGUGGUUUAAAAUGCCUUUAGGGCAAUGUGAAGCAGCUCUUCAGGCCUUUGAGAUUGAAAUAAAUUCUAGGUAUGCAAAUGAUGAUUUUCUUAGAAAACUUCACAAAAUAGAACUUAUUCAUAGCACAGUAAUGUGUGUGAUUAUCACAUACUUUUGUGAAUUACAAUGUAGCCAAAACUUGAUAAAUAUACAAGGAUUGUUGAUAGUAAUGUAUGUGUUACAGUGCAAUCUGGAGUAUAUUAACCUGCAGAAACAUCCUGGAAAAAGGACAGUAAUAAAGAAUCAUGAAAGACUUAAUUACAGAGAAAAGUGUUAAAUUCUCAAUUACAAGCAAUUUGUAGGAAAAAAGCUUAAGGUGCUUUUAUUCUCAAAGGAAUAAGUCAUUCCAGGCCAAAACAGCAGUAUGAUCUCUUUCUGGUUUAGUUUACUAAGAACAGUGAAACUUGGUUUACUAAUACAUUCUGAGUAAAUUAAUGGUGAAAAAAUGUAACAUUCCAAUGAGCCACUACAGAGAGAAUAUGCUCCUUAUAAAGUUAAUGUGGUGCAGGAAAUUCUUGCACCUCUGCAUAAACGGUUAUUCAAGACUGACUUGGUGUGUGCUGCUACUGAAUUUCCAGAUAGUUCUGCAAUAUAGAUUGUUUUAGUAGCAACUGUGGGAUAAAAAUUAUCUUCCCCUAGGAAAGACUAGUGAACAAAUGGUAUUAAUUGCUUAACUUUUUUUCUGUUGAAUAAUAAAUACAAUAAUUCCUUCUUAUGGAUGA